UCAUCGUACUUAUCAGUUGUUUGCUUUCGGCGUUUGUAGUUUGUGAAUUUCCACUUUCUAUGUUUGAACGUUGUUUAUCCAAAUGUUCUGAAGAUACUAAGUAUAUUGAAUUCAAACAAUUGAUUAUAUGAUCAUGUUUUUUAACCUUGGGAAGUGAUAUUUUUUAUUGCUACAUACAAAUGAAUGAUAAUCAAUCAGAUAUUUUACAUUGCUGUGAAUAUAUUAACAUGAACGAAGAAAAGUCUACUAUAAUAUCAGACCUUUGUCCGCCAUGUGGAAACUGCUGUUCUAAUUUGUUGAAGUGUCCACCAUCUAGAGAUAUAGAAAUAAAUGUUAUGGUAGCAAAUAUUCAAGAUCGAUUUAGAAUUCCAUGGCAAGGAGGUGCAAGACGUAUUUCCUUAGAUUCUGCUGUCCCAUUAUUACUUUUUCCUGCUACUCUUUAUUUCGCUGCUCAAGGUUUUUGGCCAACUAUCUUACUAUUUCCAUUGGUUGCAUUAUUCCUUUAUUAUAUUCAUUACACAGUUCGCAAAUAUAGAGUAGCCACAAAGUUUUUUUAUGUUUGGACCCUUACUUCUGCAUCAUUGGUGUUUAUGGUAUUCCAAUUCAUAGUUGUCCCUUUAUUAGAUAUAAACAGCUUAGAAAAUACCAUAAUUACUGUCAAUAUGAUUGCAACCACAGUAUGUUUUUAUUUCACAAAGAAAUAUGCAGUAAAAUCUCAUCUGAAACCUGAUUUAGAAUUGACUAAUGUCAAUGAUCUAGUUGAUGCCGAUGAAAAUAUAGUCUUAUUAAAUGAUGCUGAAGAAAUUCAAUGUAAUACUUGUAAAAAAGUUGUUCCACCCAGAACAUAUCACUGUUUUGUUUGUAAAACCUGUAUUAUCCAGCAACAUAUACAUUCCUAUUGGAUUGACUGUUGCAUUGGAAAAUAUAAUAGAAAACCAUAUAUUGCUGGUCUCAUUUUGGGUACUAUCAUGUUUACAUUUUUAUCAAAUCUAAUUCUUACUACACUUUGUCAUCCUUUCAAUGUUUUUGCAACAAUUAUGUUACCUGAUGACUGCAGUGAUGUAUACUAUGAUAUUAUGUAUGGUAUUUGUUUUGUAUCCGGGUUGUAUUGUUUCGCAGUUGCAGUCAUAUUAUUUUUCAUGUUUAUUUAUGAUACAUAUAUGGUUUCAUUAGGAAUCACCUACCACGAAUGGCAAGAAAAUUAUAAAGAUUAUAAAAGAGAUCGUUCUUGGUUUCUAUCGAGGCAUGUUAUUAUGAAUGUAUUAUCUAAUUGGAGAGCAUUUUUUAAUAAUGUCUGAUCACUACAAGAAUAAUAUUACUCUUCUACAGGAAAACCAAAAUAUUUCGUUCCAUAUAGGUACAUACAGACCGUGACCAAUUAUUAUUGUAGUGCGUGUCAUAAUGAAGUUCCAAGUAUAUACGUAUAUACUUGAAUGUUUAACGGUAAAUUAUUGUUGUAUAUAAUGUUCUAACUAUAAAUGAUUCAGACAGCGAUCA
Sipha flava (yellow sugarcane aphid) is the source of this 1497-nucleotide messenger RNA. It is a transcript of the gene GABPI, whose product is annotated as palmitoyltransferase ZDHHC23. Gene Ontology annotation, cellular component: Golgi apparatus; endoplasmic reticulum. The record is from RefSeq and is a predicted model, not a curated record. The transcript has 6 exons. Gene Ontology annotation, biological process: protein targeting to membrane; peptidyl-L-cysteine S-palmitoylation. Lineage: Eukaryota; Metazoa; Arthropoda; Insecta; Hemiptera; Aphididae. The coding region runs from base 180 to 1298 and encodes 372 amino acids. Gene Ontology annotation, molecular function: protein-cysteine S-palmitoyltransferase activity.